Molecule: messenger RNA, 1216 nt
Organism: Habropoda laboriosa
Lineage: Eukaryota; Metazoa; Arthropoda; Insecta; Hymenoptera; Apidae
Product: twisted gastrulation protein homolog 1-A
Exons: 4
Coding region: 339-1061 (240 amino acids)
Biological process (GO): regulation of BMP signaling pathway
Source: RefSeq, a predicted model, not a curated record
UUUUCCUCUCCACCGUUCGUUGUUCUCGCGACGGCCAGUGCGCGCCGCGGUUCCUCCAGACGACUCUUCGUCUCGCGAUCGCGGUCCGGUCGUCGUCGUCGUCGUCAUCGUCGUCGACGUCGUGCUUAUCGGAGAAAGUGCGGAGAACGUUCGCAAUUCCGUGGAGGAAAUACGCCGCUGCAUCUACGAUAAGAAGGAUACGCUUGACGGAGAGAACAUGUUUCGUACCAGUCGCAACGCGAACCGGUUGCGCGUGCUUAAAAUAGUUACCCGUGCAUAGGUUACCGCUCUACCCACCGCUCGCUCGUUGGAAUACGUCGCAGGACUGUUAGAACACGAUGACGAGUUGGAGCAGGACGCUAAUCGUGGGUAUCAUUGGAAUCUUACUUCUGGCGGCAACCACGAAGUACUCCGAGGCCUGCAACGAAGCGAUCUGCGCGUGUAUGCUUACGCAAAGUUGCAAGUGUGAUCUUGUUACCUGUACCUGCUGCAAGGAAUGCUUCUCCUGCCUUAGCUACCUCUACGACGAAUGCUGCUCGUGCGUAGAUCUCUGUCCGAAGCCGAACAUCACCGACAAUCCGUUGAGCAAAAAGUCUCACGUGGAGGAUUUUAGCGAACCUGUGCCAUGUCUGUUUCAAGCGUUAACAGCUGAACCGGAUCCGCACGAACGCUGGCUUACAUUCACGUUUCCGGUAGACCUGGACAUGUCCCUCUUCACGCCCAAGCACGAGAAGGAGAUUAAAUAUCACAUGCAGACCGCCGAGGAGGAAGUGCACCCGCUGAAACCGAACGUGAAGACGGUGAACUGCACCGUUGCGUUUAUGGCGCAGUGUAACUCUUGGAACAAGUGUCGGGCGUCUUGCAAAAGCAUGGGUGCUACGAGUUACAGAUGGUUCCACGAUGGUUGCUGCGAGUGUAUAGGAGACACCUGUAUCAAUUACGGAAUCAACGAGUCCAGAUGUAUACACUGUCCGUUGGACAAAGAAGAGGACGAUUUGAAGGAUCAGUACGACGACUACGGUCAGGACGAGGACGAUUUGGCGGAGGACGAGAUCGAUUAACGUCCCACGUUUUCUCCUCUUCGAUGUCCUUUUCGAUGCCGUAUUUCAAGAGUUGUGUCGACGAUGCAUUCCCGGUGACGAUAUUUCUCGCGAAUCGAACUGCGAAUAAUCACGUCGCUUGUACUCUUUGCUCUUCGUGAAAUUCGUGAGAUUCG